Molecule: messenger RNA, 2772 nt
Organism: Annulohypoxylon maeteangense
Lineage: Eukaryota; Fungi; Ascomycota; Sordariomycetes; Xylariales; Hypoxylaceae
Product: glycoside hydrolase family 67 protein
Exons: 2
Coding region: 232-2745 (837 amino acids)
Biological process (GO): xylan catabolic process
Cellular component (GO): extracellular region
Molecular function (GO): alpha-glucuronidase activity
Source: RefSeq, a predicted model, not a curated record
CCGUCGCCUGGGCAAGGUCCACCAACCGGUUAUUCAUACCGACGCAUUUAGCCUAAACGCGAUUGACCAGGCUGUUGGAGAAUGUGGAUCCGCGAGUUCCCCAGACGGGGUUCGACUUAAGUUGGGGGAUUGAAAAUUACGUAUAAACAGGAAGAUCCCGAUACCUUUGCAAUGACCGAGCUCAUCUCUACGCGUACACAGAACGAGGUCGAUUGAGCUAGGCGCGACAGAAUGCGCGGACUCUGGUUUUUGGCUACCCUCGGCCUCGCGGCUGCAGAGGAUGGUUUGAAUGCGUGGCUGCGAUACGCUCGACUACCCAACCAAAUUGCUAGGCAAGCUAUUGUUCCCUCUGCUAUCAUCGCUCUCAACACGACCGAAUCGAGUCCUGUUUACACCGCUGGUCAAGAGUUACAAAAGGGCAUCAAUGGGAUUCUCGGAAAGCAACUUGAUGUAUCACACGAGGUCAAGGAAUGCGCUUCCGUGGUCAUUGGAACAGUCGCAUCCUUCAACGAGUCUGGUAUCGCAAUUGAGACCCCAGAGCUCGAGGAAGAUGGCUUCUGGCUCAGCGUCAAAGGCGACAACGUCGAGAUUGUAGGCCAAAACGAGCGCGGUGCUUUAUACGGCGCAUUCGAGUACCUGUCCAUGCUAGCCCAGGCGAAUUUCACCGAAGUCGCCUACGCCACGAACCCUAGCGCCGCGAUCCGAUGGAUAAACCAGUGGGAUAAUAUGGACGGGACGAUCGAGCGCGGCUACGCCGGGCUAUCUAUCUUCUUCAAGAACAACACCGUCCUCUCGAACGUGACGCGCGUCGAGCAGUACGCCCGUCUGCUCGCCUCGAUCCGCGUCAACGGCAUAGUCAUCAACAACGUCAACGCGAACGCCAUCCUGCUCAGCGACGCGAACAUGGCCGGGCUAGCGCGCAUUGCCGACGCCAUGCGGCCGUGGGGCAUCAAGGUCGGGAUAUCGCUGAACUUCGCAUCACCGCAGACUUUCGGCGGCUUGUCCACCUUCGACCCGCUUGACGAGUCCGUCAUCGCGUGGUGGAAUAACAUCGCGGAUAAGUUAUACGCACAGGUCCCAGAUCUCGCUGGUUUCCUCGUCAAGGCGAACUCCGAGGGUCAGCCGGGUCCGAUCACGUAUAACCGCACACUGUCCGACGGAGCCAACCUAUUUGCGCGUGCUGCAAAGCCGCAUGGUGGCGUUGUUAUGUUCCGCGCCUUCGUGUACGAUUACCAGACCCUGAACGAGGCGAAUUGGAAAGACGACCGUGCGAACGCGGCUGUGGAUUUCUUCCGCGAGCUCGAUGGUAAGUUCGAUGAUAAUGUGAUUGUCCAGGUUAAAUACGGACCCAUUGAUUUCCAGGUGCGGGAGCCGGUGUCGCCGCUAUUCGCCCACUUGAAGGAGACGGCUUCGGCGAUCGAGUUGCAGAUCACGCAAGAGUACCUCGGCCAGCAGUGUCAUCUAGUCUACCUACCACCGCUAUGGAAGACGAUCUUGGAUUUCGAUAUGCGUGUCGACGGUGAGAAAUCUGUUAUUGGCACUGAUAUCCUAUCUGGCAAGCGCUUUAACAAGAAGGGACUCACUGGUUAUGCGGCAGUUGUCAACGUGGGGCAGAACGCCACUUGGCUUGGCACGCAUCUUUCCAUGUCGAAUUUGUACGCGUAUGGACGAAUCGCCUGGGAUCCCACGGUUAAUGAAGUAGAGAUCCUGGAGGACUGGACAAGAUUGACUUUCGGUCUGGACGACACUGUGCGUGAGACCAUCACGCGCAUGUCGAUGGAGUCGUGGCCCGCCUAUGAGAAUUAUACGGGUAACUUGGGAAUCCAGACAUUGACGGAUAUUACUGGCCCCCACUAUGGCCCGAACCCGCAGUCGAUGGACAAUAAUCCGUGGGGGCAGUGGACGCGAGCUGAUGCUUUCAGCAUCGGAAUGGACCGCACUGUAUAUAACGGCACCGGCUACGCUGGUCAAUACCCCGAUGAAGUCGCUGCUAUGUACGAGGAAAUUGAGACGACUCCCGAUGACCUGCUAUUGUGGUUCCACCACGUUCCGUAUACGCAUGUGCUGAAGAGCGGGAAGACGGUUAUCCAGCACUUCUAUGAUGCGCACUACGCUGGUGCCGAAACCGCCGCCACCUUCCCGACUCAAUGGUCCAAGCUCCGCAACCUCGUCGACAAACAGCGUUUUGACGAGACCAUGUUCCGACUAACCUACCAAGCGGGCCACUCGAUCGUAUGGCGGGAUAGCAUCAACCAAUUCUACAACUCGCUAUCGAACAUCGCCGACGACCACGACCGAGUGAACAAGCACCCAUGGCGAAUCGAAGCGGAGAACAUGACGUUGAAGAACUACCGCGUGACAGCCGUGACCCCGUUCGAGGUCGCAUCGAACCUGCGCGUCGUGCAGACCAUCGGGAACUCGACUGCCGCCAGCGCAAGCGCAACGAUCAAUUACCCCAACGGCGUGUACGAUCUUGCCGUCGCGUACUACGAUCUAUACGAAGGGAAAGCUUCGUACGAGUUAUUUUUGAACGAGAAGAGUAUUGGGAAAUGGAUUGGUGAUAAUGAGGAUAAACUAGGAUUCACGCUGACGAGGGGAAUUGACGGACACUCUGCGACGCGCAUUACGUUUAAGGGGAUCCAGAUUAAGAAGGGCGAUGUCGUGCGUGUUGAUGCUAAAGCGAAUGGUCGCGAGACGGCGCCGUUGGAUUAUAUUGCGGUGUUGCCGCCUGGAGUGGUGGAUUAAUGGUCGUAAGGAUGCGAUUAUUUUUUA